AUGGUAGGACCCUUUAUGCAGGGCGUACUGCUCAUGGGUAUUAUUUACUGGUAUUCUAAGGGUCUUAUCAGCAUGAUAAACGAUUAUUAUCGUGGCGAAUUUAAUCGAAAAUUGAAAGAUGAAAUCAAAGAACAAAAACUGGGCAAUAUUAAAGCACCGGCAUACGAUUUAAGUGAUAUGGAAUUGCUUGUAAAUAUUGAGUUACAAAAAGACAAACUGAUGCAAAAAGCAGAAGAACGAGAAUAUUUUGUCGGAAAUAGUGAUCUUAAGGAAAAUACAAGUUAUUGUUAUCGUUUAAAUGCCAAAGAAGAGUUUCUAAAUAUGUUAUUUAUUACAAUUUACGAUUAUUAUAGAAAACAUCCGGUUAAAAAUCCUAUAUGUUGGUUAAAAGAAAAUAAAAAUAGUUCUUGGGCUUAUUAUAAAGAAUCGUAUAAUGAUUUUAGUUUAAUAAAGUAAAAUUAGUUUUAGCAUUUAGUUAAUUUAAAUAUUUAUAUAUAAAGUGUGUGUUGUAAAUGUAAAAAUGUAUUUUAAAUAAAAAAAUUCUAAAUUUCAACAAAUA
Molecule: messenger RNA, 559 nt
Organism: Lucilia cuprina (Australian sheep blowfly)
Lineage: Eukaryota; Metazoa; Arthropoda; Insecta; Diptera; Calliphoridae
Gene: Xport-B
Exons: 1
Coding region: 1-456 (151 amino acids)
Source: RefSeq, a predicted model, not a curated record